CUCCAAUUGGAUGAUGGAGCACACAUUCGGGGAGGAGCAGUCCGAGCAGCCAAAAGGGAGGAAAAAAUGUGAAGGGUAAAAAAAAAAGACUUCCUUGCUGUGUAGACUCACGCUCCUCCAGCCUUACUUUCAGUUCACUGCAGCAGUGUGCGCUCUCUCCGGUUCACCGUGGCGAGUUGUGGCUUAAAAAGGGACUUCCAGACGAUACAGAAAGAAGUCAUAGAAUCGGAGCACACGCCGAAGUUGUAAGAGUUUCUGGGGGGACACAGUUUGGGGAGGUUUUACGCAUUGCGCAGGAUGCAGGCGCGCUACUCCGUCUCCAGCCCCAACUCUUUGGGAGUUGUACCGUACAUCAGCAGCGACCAGAGCUACUACCGGGCCGGCGGUGGAUACACCGGGAUGCCUGCGCCCAUGAGCAUGUAUUCCCAUGCGGCCCACGACCAGUACCCGGCCAGCAUGGCCCGGGCGUACGGACCGUACACCCCUCAGCACCAGCCGAAGGACAUGGUCAAACCUCCCUACAGCUACAUCGCUCUCAUCACCAUGGCCAUCCAAAAUUCACCGGAGAAAAAGAUCACCCUGAACGGAAUUUAUCAGUUUAUCAUGGAGAGGUUCCCCUUCUACCGGGAUAACAAGCAGGGCUGGCAGAACAGCAUAAGGCACAAUCUGUCUCUAAACGAGUGCUUUGUCAAAGUGCCCCGGGACGAUAAGAAGCCCGGUAAGGGCAGCUACUGGACUCUUGACCCGGACUCCUACAACAUGUUUGAGAACGGCAGUUUCCUACGGCGCCGGAGGAGGUUCAAAAAGAAGGACGUGCAAAAGGACAAGGAUGACAGACCAGGCAAGGACCCCUCUGCCCGCACCCCGGGCAGGGAGCAGGACCCGUCUGUGCAGGGCUCUCAGCCGGUACGGAUCCAGGAUAUAAAGACGGAGAACGGGACCUCAACGCCGCCGCAGGCCGCGUCCCCGGCCCUGAGCGCCGUUCCCAAAAUCGAGAGCCCCGACAGCAGCAGCAGCAGCAGCAUGUCAACAGGCAGCCCGCACAGUGUGCCCUCCACCCGGUCCCUCAGCAUGGAUGGACCCGAACACCACCAACACCACGGCCAGGCCCCGGCACAGGGCUUCAGCGUGGAUAACAUCAUGACCACCCUGCGGGGGUCUCCGCAGGCCGAGCUCUCCCCGCCACUCAUCGCCUCCUCUCGGACAGGUAUAACCCCUUCACUGUCGCUCAACUAUUCCCCGAACCAAACAUCCGGGUACAGCUCAACGCCCUGCAACCAGAACGCCUUGUCCAACUCCAACGCGACCUAUCACUGCAACAUGCAAGCCAUGAGCCUGUACGCGGGGGACAGAUCAUCCGGCGGCCACCUGGCGCCGUCCUCCACGGUGGAGGAGGCUCUGCCCGACUACUGCAUCACCACGACCACCGCGUCCCCUCUCGGACACAGCAACCUGGGCCAGGCAGGCCAGGAAGGCCACCACGGGCACCAGGGCAGGCUCGCGUCCUGGUACGGGGACCUGAGCCACUUGAGCCCGGGUUACCCGGCGCAGCAGCAGAACUUCCACUCUGUGCGGGAGAUGUUUGAGUCCCAACGGAUCGGGCUGAACGGCUCCCCGGUCAACGGGAAUAAUAGCUGUCAGAUGGCUUUCCCAUCCGGCCAGUCCAUCUACCGCACCUCAGGAGCUUUUGUUUAUGACUGCAGCAAGUUCUGAAAGCUAAAAGUGUGUCUUUUAAAUUAAUAACUCUAAUAUAUGUUUUAUAUAUUUUUUUUGUACUUUUGGUCUUUUUUAUUCACACUCCGAAUGGACAUAAGAGACUCAGAGACUGUUUUGUCGAGGCGUGUGUAACACCGAAAACACGUAAGUUUUCUUCCCUCUCACUUUGAGAAUUGUUUAUAAAAAUGGCUCAAAUACCAGCUUUUAUGACCAUAGACUGUAAAUUAUAGCCUAAUAUAGUAAUUUAUUUUUUAGGGCAAGGGAGUGGUUGGAUAUUGAGGACCAAACACUUAAAGUUUUUCCAGUUUUCUUAUUGCUGCCUUUAUUUGUCCCAGUUCUUGUAUAGAAAUAGAGAGGGGACUUUGUAGACUAUACUGACUUAUUUUAUUCAUUUUGUCUUAUUUGUCAAAAACUAUUUUGAAGGCAUUACAUUUUGUUUGUUUAAUAAAGUGCCGUCUAUUUGAUCCUAA
Molecule: messenger RNA, 2186 nt
Organism: Sander lucioperca (pikeperch)
Lineage: Eukaryota; Metazoa; Chordata; Actinopteri; Perciformes; Percidae
Product: forkhead box C1-A-like
Exons: 1
Coding region: 298-1713 (471 amino acids)
Biological process (GO): cell differentiation; regulation of transcription by RNA polymerase II; anatomical structure morphogenesis
Molecular function (GO): RNA polymerase II cis-regulatory region sequence-specific DNA binding; DNA-binding transcription factor activity, RNA polymerase II-specific
Source: RefSeq, a predicted model, not a curated record